UUUUGAGCUGUUUGAUUGUGGGAAAUAAACCUAUAUUCACGGCUGCAAGUUUGAAGUUGACUGGUGUUUGCAUGAAUGACAUAAAGAAGGCAUGGUGGGACAGGCUACAAAUAUUGAUAAGCUUUCUCCGUUACUGAAUUUACACAAUUUAAAGAUGAGAUUUCUAUAUUAUAAUCGGAGAAUAUAAUAGAAUUUCAGGAAGUUUUAUAAACAGCAUAUCCUUAAUCUUACCCAGAGAGCUUCCAGGAAGGAAAAGAGGCUUGAAAUAUGUCUCGGUUUCUCCUCUUAUUGUUGCUCGGUUUCUUCUUUAAUAAUUUCUCCGAGAGUAGCCAUGAUCAGAAACUAUCUGCAGUUGUUGUUGGAACUGUCUACUGUGAUACAUGUUUCCAAGAGGAAUUCUCGAGGACUAGCUAUUUCAUUUCAGGGGCAUCAGUUGCAGUGGAAUGCAAAGAUGGGACUUCAAGGCCAUCUUUUCGGCAAGAAGUGAAAACCAAUGAGCAUGGAGAAUUCAAAAUUCAUUUGCCUUUUUCAGUUAGCAAACAUGUCAAGAAAAUCAAGGGAUGUUCAGUGAAACUGAUUAGAAGCCGUGAGCCAUACUGUGCUGUGGCCUCAACGGCAACUUCUUCUUCACUCCAUCUCAAGUCAAGAAUGCACGGAACUCAUAUUUUCUCUGCUGGGUUUUUUACCUUCAAGCCACUUAAACAACCGACCCUAUGUAGCCAAAAACCAAGUACUCAAAAUCCAAAACAACUCAAAAACAAAGAACCUCCAGCACAAAAUGUACUCCAUCCUGAGUCCUUCUUAUCAACACCAUCAGUUUUUCCACCAGAUGACGCUGUUCCGGCACCUCCCAUCCUGACUCCAAACCCUUUUCAGCUACCUCCCCUGCUUCCUCCAAACCCCAUUCAGCCUCCUCCCUUGCUUCCUCCCAACCCUUUUCAGCCACCUCCCCUGCUUCCUCCAAACCCCUUUCAGCCUCCUCCCUUGCUUCCUCCCAACCCUUUUCAGCCACCUCCCCUGCUUCCUCCAAACCCCUUUCAGCCUCCUCCCUUGCUUCCUCCCAACCCUUUUCAGCCACCUCCCCUGCUUCCUCCAAACCCCUUUCAGCCUCCUCCCUUGCUUCCUCCCAACCCUUUUCAGCCGCCACCAGCUCCACUUAUUCCAAACCCGUUUCAGCCUCCUCCAGCUCCACUUAUUCCAAACCCGUUUCAGCCUCCCCCGGCUCCACUUUUUCCUCCAAACCCGUUUCAGCCUCCCCCGGCUCCACUUUUUCCUCCAAACCCGUUUCAGCCUCCUCCAGCUCCACUUAUUCCAAACCCGUUUCAGCCUCCCCCGGCUCCACUUUUUCCUCCAAACCCGUUUCGGCCUCCUCGAGCACCUCCGUCACCAUUGUUUCCUUUUCCACCAAUUCCAGGGCUAACUCCACCAUCACCACCACCACCACCACCACCAUUCUUCCCAUUUCCUCUUCCUCCAUUCCCUUUCCCACCUAUACCUCCUUUCCCCGGCAUCCCCCCUGCAUCGACUUCACCAACGAAAUCUUCUCCUUGAUUAAUGAAUACUAUUCCUCAAUGUAUAAUUCUCCAAUAAUAUUUGUCACACUCUAGUCAGUCCUUUUUUGUUUCUUUUCCAUUUUCCUUUUCUAGUGAUGAAAUUAUACAGUCAUGUAAGUGCCCAAACUGUGGGGUCGUCUCUGAAUUGUUUUUAUGACAGUGCCGAUUGUCAAUAAGAAGCCCCGUGAUACAAUUAUUGUACUAUAAUAAAUCCAUUCCUGGAGUUAUCUGGCAGGAUUCUUAGUAGUGCACAAGGAAUCAGAGAAAAGCAUGAUUAA
Theobroma cacao (cacao) is the source of this 1831-nucleotide messenger RNA. RefSeq lists its product as uncharacterized. NCBI's taxonomy places the organism in Eukaryota, Viridiplantae, Streptophyta, Magnoliopsida, Malvales, Malvaceae. The record is from RefSeq and is a predicted model, not a curated record.